CCGUUAAAACCGUCGCUCCGCGCUCAGCUCCGUAUUUGGCUCCGCCUCUGGCCGUGGGGCUGGCUGAGGGGCGGUGGCGGCAGGAGCCGGAGCCGCGUCCCUUCAGCUGCGGUUGCUUACACGGCGGGGGGGGACUGCGGCCGCUAGCUCACGCCCGAGCUGCUUCAGGAAGCCGUAGGCGGGUAAAAGCAACUACUAAGGUCUAAAGCACCAGGGCCCAGAGAUGGAUUUGUUGGAAAGGUCAACAAUUAGAAGUGAGCAAAAAUCCAGAAAAUUCUUAAAAAGCCUGAUAAGAAAGCAGCCUCGGGUCCUUUUUCUUGUAAUUGGAACUGGAGUAAGUGCUGCUGUUGCACCAGGAAUCCCAGCGCUGUGCUCCUGGAGAAGCUGCAUUGAGGCUGUAAUUGAAGCAGCUGAACAGUUGGAGGUGCUGCAUCCAGGAGAUGUUGCUGAAUUUCGUAAAAAAGUGAUCAAAGAUAGAGACCUGCUUGUGGUUGCACAUGAUCUCAUCAGGAAAAUGUCACCACGUACUGGGGAUACUAAGCCCAACUUCUUCCAGGAUUGCUUAAUGGAGGUGUUUGAUAACUUAGAACAACCCAUUCAGAACCCUGUUGUUCUGCAAUCAAUCCUGAGACUAAUGGAGAGAGGCACAAUGGUUCUGACUACAAAUUAUGACAAUUUACUUGAAAUAUUUGGUCAUCAACAGGGUAAACCUAUGGAGUCUUUGGACUUGAAAGAUAAGGAUAAGGUUCUUCAGUGGGCAAGAGGUCAUAUAAAAUAUGGAGUUCUUCAUAUUCAUGGCUUGUAUACAGAUCCUUGUGGAAUGGUGCUAGAUCCUUCAGGAUAUAAAGAUGUUACUCAAGAUCCUGAAGUCAUGGAAGUUCUUCAAAAUUUGUAUCAAACAAAGUCUUUUUUUGUUUUGGGCUGUGGAGAGACUCUACGUGAUCAGAUAUUCCAAGCUCUUUUUCUUUAUACUGUAAAGAAUAAGGUGGAUUUAGAACAUUAUAUGUUGGUGCUUAAAGAAAACGAAGACCACUUUUUAAAGCUCCAGGCAGAUAUGCUUCUGCAUGGGAUAAAAGUAGUAUCUUAUGGGGACUGCUUUAAACAAUUCCCAGAGUAUGUACAAGAUCUGACUGCUCAAAUCUGCAAGCACAGAAGUCCAGGUAAUGUAUUCUCUUAAUUCAGAAAACUUAGAGUAGGUACAUAGCAGGAUGCUGCAUCUGAACAGUUAGUAGUUGGGCUGAAAUGAUGACUGUGUGUCGCUAGCACUAGGCCUGUGGAACAUCUCCAGUUAUUAUUGACUUGUAGAACUGAAACACAUGCCAAAAUUGUAACCACAUUUAUUUCUGUAAGUUCCUUGGAUUCUUUAAAAUUUAAUUCUGAAUUUGUCUUUUUGUAGUAUUUGGUUAAGAUACUCACUCUUAUGUUUGUUUAUUGGUCUGGACUAUUCUGGUAUAUUGAGUAUUAUAUAAAAUGUGUCAUGAUAGUAAAAGAGAAUUAAAAAAAAAUAUAAUAAUUGGUGGGAUAAACUGAGCCAAAAUUCAUGAUUAGGCUUAAAGUGGGAAACUAAAUCAGAAAAGGAUGUAUACGGUACACCCAGUAGCAUUUAGCUUAACUAAUUAAGUUAGGACUGUGUUAGAGUACCUGAGUGUAAGGAUAGUCUUUUGUGAAAGAAAAGUAGGAGCUGUGGAAUAAAACUCCACUUUUUGACAGUAAAUGACGUUCUGUAGAGUGCAUUUUAUGCUAGAAUGGGAAAUAAUUCAAUACCUUUGCAGAAGGUAACAGUUGUGCAUGGACAAGAUAAGUUUUACCAAGUAGAUCCUUUUACCCACUUUUUUUUUCCCCCUUGCAUCUGUGGUCUCUCAACUCUUAAAAUCUCUUAGCCAUAACAAUAGAAAGCCUUUAAUAUAAAACAGUAGAAAAAGAACAGUUUGAAGGAAAGGAGGGAGAUUUCUUUAACAUUUUCCAAACAAGGACAGUUCUACUAUGGCUUAUUCAGAGAGCUGGGGAAAAUAACCUUGGGAAGAUUCUCAUUUCAAAAAUCUUAUUUAUCAUGUCAGUGAAACUGCUUUGUCUACAGUUAUUGCAAAGUGGUGCAUAGCAGGUAUCUUGCCCUUGCUCUCUACAAAAGAUGAUCACAGGUAAAUGCCCAAAUUAUGUAAUUGUUUCUGUAAGUGGGUUAAUAGUCCAUUUAGACUGGCUUAGAUUUUUCUGACCAUGAAAGCUAGAAAAAAAGUAUUAUAGCAUCUAGAUUUUGGAAGGUCUGUCUGCAGUGCAGACACUGAAAAAUACAUUGGGGUGGAAUGUCAGACACUGAAAUAGCCUCAGCCUACUAGUUUUUUUAGUCUUUGCCAUACUAAUGUUGAUUGUUAUGCAUAUACUUUCAUAGUCUGAGAAGCAUCUAGAGCAUGUUGAAUCCAGACUAUCCAAUAUAUUGCACAGCAGCCAUUGAGCUCAAAACAGGGUGGGAAAUACAUUUAACUGAACUUUAAAUAUGAAAUAAAAAGGGUGAUUCUUGUUGGAAAUGACUGCAAGAUCAGACCAUAAUGCUGCCCUUUUCAUUCAAAGGGAUUACUGAUUGGCAUACUACUUCCAAGAAGAGGGACCUCUGACUUCUAACUCUUGUUGUUCUUAUUUACAAGUCAGGAUCCCAAAGAAAACUGAUUUCAGAUGUGGGUAACUGCUCUCUGUGGUACCCAACUGCCAGGUUUCAUUAUUUUCACGUUUGCUUUAUAACAGACAUUGACAUUAUAUUAUUUUGUGUUUGUUUCUGGGCUUAUCCUGCAGGGAACUCUUUUCUUACCCCUACUCAUGAACUUUCAGUGAUUUCUUACUGCCCAUAAAAGUACUUCUUCCGUUUUUUUUGUUUUAAACUGGUGCUCAUAUGCAAAAUCUAUCUUUAAAAAUAGCACAAGAAGCCUGUCAGGCUAUAUGAAAGAAAUAUAACUUUGGUAUUUUGGGGCAUUACCUUAAAGGUGCAAUAACUGGAUGCUAACUUGUGGUGUUGCUGUGUCUCACCCUU
Messenger RNA from Cygnus olor (mute swan), 3019 nucleotides. RefSeq names its product family with sequence similarity 118 member A (gene SIRAL2). Lineage: Eukaryota; Metazoa; Chordata; Aves; Anseriformes; Anatidae. Bases 224 to 1177 code for a protein of 317 amino acids. The record is from RefSeq and is a predicted model, not a curated record. The transcript has 7 exons.